Dicrocoelium dendriticum is the source of this 495-nucleotide messenger RNA. NCBI's taxonomy places the organism in Eukaryota, Metazoa, Platyhelminthes, Trematoda, Plagiorchiida, Dicrocoeliidae. The record is from the annotation of a GenBank genome assembly.
AUGCCCCUUCCACAGAUUUAUUUCAAUCCAUUUCUGACUUGGUACGAUCCAUUCAAGCAACAGCAAGUAUCUACCAAAUAUGGCGUCGUCAGCCUACACAGCGUCAUGCGUGAUCUCACAUUUUGGUCCGAUUUGUAUAUAGCUGGUCGUUUGCACAAACCUGUUCUCUGGGCACCUUAUCACAACCAUGUGGCGGACAGUCAAUCCGAACUAUGUGAUAAAUUCAAAAUCGCUCACUUACCUCCCGAUACUGAAAUCCUAGAAGAGCCAGACCUAUUGCAUUCACUUGUGUCUAUUUCUUAUGAUGGUGACUGGCGCAUGCUCGUCUCUGUGGAUACGGUGCUGAAAGAGUUCAGCAGAAAUGUGGCGAAAGUGAAAACCGUACUUGUCAACGCUGUUGAGCUAAUUGGGCGCCGCGAUUGGACAAGUGUCAUAGAGGCGAAUGAGCGGUUAGUCUCACAAAAUAGGCAAGAUUUACUUCAUCAUUCCGGCUGA